This is a messenger RNA of Branchiostoma floridae (Florida lancelet), 2410 nucleotides long. Its product is annotated as chondroitin sulfate synthase 1-like. Gene Ontology annotation, cellular component: membrane. Gene Ontology annotation, molecular function: glucuronosyl-N-acetylgalactosaminyl-proteoglycan 4-beta-N-acetylgalactosaminyltransferase activity. Bases 879 to 1970 code for a protein of 363 amino acids. The transcript has 2 exons. The record is from RefSeq and is a predicted model, not a curated record. NCBI's taxonomy places the organism in Eukaryota, Metazoa, Chordata, Leptocardii, Amphioxiformes, Branchiostomatidae.
AAUGUGCAAUAAGACAUUUACAUAGAAGAAAUACAAACAAACACGGACAGACACAAGAAAAUCAGUGCACGGUAGCUUCACUUGUUUGCAUGCGGCAGCUGGGUGUAAUGUUUGAAAUUUUGUCUCGUUCGGGGGCAGAAUCCUGCCCCCAGCACACACGUCUGACCAAUGACGUAAUAUGUUUGUUUGUAAAUAAGUUAUUUCACAUUUGUAAUAUGUAUGGAAUUCGAAACAAAACGUUACUGAUGCUUAACAUCUUCACAACUUGUCGUAUUACAUAUCUAGACACAGAAAUUAAAAAAAGUACAAUGUAGCAUGGCCGCCAGCACAUUCAUUUACGUAUUGUUACACCUGUAGUAUUAAAACUCAUGCCCGACAAUAUGUACCAAUCGGCAAGGAUUGUAACGUAUAUAAGGUAUGUAACGUCCUUGGUUUCAUCAAGGAGGUUGAAAAAAGGAAUUUCAACCUCCUUGGUUUCAUGAGAUUGGAGGUCACUGAAGUGGUCCGACGGGUUGUGACCUCACACAGUUGGAGGUGUGGCGUGCAGGUAAGAUGGCUUCUUUACAUGCGGGAUUAGUUUACGGACAGUCCAGUGUCAUCAAUGCACCUUAACUUAGCACCUUUAAUCUUUCUGAAUCUUUCAGGAUAAUUUGGCCGUCCUUUCGACGUAUCUCGGAGUUGUGUUUCUCCCUUUAGGCUGUACCAGGAGCCUCCUAGCCUCACCCACCGGUCUCUCUGUAGGCAUUGGUGUAAGUUGUUGUUGUGUGAGAAGUCAAGGUUUUAGUGUCAGCUUUACCAGAUACAGUAGUUACAGCUGAUAGUGUCAAUCAGUUCAAGUCUAGGCUAGACAGAUACUGGGAGUGUCGAAAGUACGUCACAUGACUGAGCGAAGAUCAGGACACAACAAGCUGAAGCCUUCUCUCCUGGAUGCGGUAUCAAGAUCCUCUAAGACAGCAGAAAAAAUGACUCGAUUCGGAAUACGUAUGUCGAGAAAGACCCGACAAACGGUGUCCUUCAUAUCAGGGGUCGUCAUCGGAUUUUGGAUAAUGCUCACAAUCAUGACCCAUGUACCUGACAAAGAUAUGACCAGCCCUGUGUCUUCUACAUCAGAAUGGACGCCCGGCGUUCCUAAAGAAGGUUGGCAAGCAGGGUACGGGCCAACAAGUCUCGAAAGUAAUCAGAAGCAUAUCUACAUUGGUGUCAUGACAGCAAGAAAGUAUCUAAAUUCGAGAGUUGUUGCCGUCUACGAAACAUGGGGGAAACAAGUUCCGGGAAAAGUCGAAUUCUUCUCCGCCUACGAUCCAAAACAUCGAACUCCCAGGGGAAUCCCGGUCGUCACCAAUAUCCCUGGAAUCGACGACACCUACCCGCCUCAGAAGAAGUCCUUCCUGAUGCUGAAGUACAUGCAUGACUUUUACAUUGACAAGUAUGAGUGGUUCAUCCGAGCAGAUGAUGAUGUUUACAUCCGAGUGGACAAGCUACAAAAGUUCUUGCGAUCUGUAAAUUCCAGUAAACCUCUUUACAUCGGGCAAUCUGAGUCCAGCCAGAAAAACGAAAGGUUAAGCAUGAGUUCCAGUGAUAGCUUCUGUUUGGGAGGACCUGGCGUGAUCUUGAGCCGAGAAACGCUGCGGAGAAUAGCCCCACACAUUUCACACUGCUUGAAGAACAUGUACUCCAAACACGAAGACGUGGAGAUCGGGAGAUGUAUCAAGCGAUUUGCGAACGUUUCCUGUACCCGCGCUUCUGACACUGAGCGUAUAUUCUUCAAUGACUUAAAAUGUUACAAAAAGGGAAGUGUGCAGCACCUGUAUCCAGGUUUAGUUCAACAUGUCAUCACCGUUCACCCAAACAAAGGUCCAAAAGAUCAGUACAAGUUCUACACAUACUUCUCAGCCCUCAGACUUGAGGUAUUACAGCAGCGGAUGCUCGAGCUUUUUCGUACCAUUGAUAAAAUGACCAAUGAGCUUUAAAAGCGACAGUCUACUGGUCACUUGUCCAAUGGAAUCAAAGGACGAUAACGGUAAGACUUUACAAUUGUCCUCAGAUAAAUCUCGUAGAAACAGUUACUAUAGUAUGGGCUUAGCAUGAUAACAUGUGUAACAUAUUGAGAAACAAACGUUUCGGAGUUUAUUGCACAACCCAGCUACCAGUUACUACUGGUGAAGUUAUAACAGAUUAUUAUUUUCUUCGUUCUUUCAUUUCAUUAAAGAACAUGAAAUUUUAUUUAUUUAUUUAUUGAAAUACCUCUAAUACUUAUGUACAUUACUAUUGAAUCUCAGCCUAUAAGAUAUCUUCUAUCACUAAAUGACCGACAUUAUUAAUAAAGCAUCACACAACGAGUGUCUUCGAGUCCAUGUCACACAUUGUCGUUCAUUCAUUUAUCCUCAGGGCUGCAAUACCACAGAUUUUU